Molecule: messenger RNA, 1306 nt
Organism: Culex pipiens pallens (northern house mosquito)
Lineage: Eukaryota; Metazoa; Arthropoda; Insecta; Diptera; Culicidae
Exons: 3
Coding region: 444-1115 (223 amino acids)
Cellular component (GO): SWI/SNF superfamily-type complex
Molecular function (GO): DNA binding
Source: RefSeq, a predicted model, not a curated record
AUGGUAAUGACAAAAGUAACUUACUUUUGAAUUAAAAAGUUGUUAAAAUUUGCUACAUUAAAAGUUUUUUUCUUGUUUUGAAAAUGAAAACUUUUACUGCUACAGUUUUUGAAAAUCUCAUUGCUCACUGAUUUAAAAGUUUUUAUUUUUAAUUCGACUGUAAAAUUUCUUUCAUUUUGACGUUCUCGUGUAACCGUGUACGCCUAAGUCGCAAAUGUAAACAAACACUUUGGUGGGUCCGGUGGUGCUGGUGAGUCUAGGACGCAAAGCAAAGCCGACCGCGGCAGCAGCCAGGACUCGGACGCGGAAACCUUCGUGAGCCAAACAGCAGCAGCGGAACGCCUUCGAAGGAGGGUGGUGCAGGAGCGGGACGAGGUCGAGUGCUCGAAAAGGACAAGGCCAGCUUCCUGCAGGAACUGCAGCUGUUCCACGGCCGGAAUGCGAUGAGAGGUAGGAAUGUGGAUUCGCACCGGUUGUAUUGGGUGGUGGUGGCCCGGGAUUGGUGGUUGAGGGUCAAUUCGCGUGAGGACCGGGGCGAGAUCAUCGAGGAGAUGGCGCUGCCGAAGCGUUGCGUGAACAACGAGAUUGCGUUGAAGAAGAUUAACUUCCGGUUUUUGGACAAGUACGCGAAAGUUUAUUUUCACGAUGGGCCUCCGACGAAAAGGAGGACGACGAAAAGCUACAUAAUUGGAGGUGGUCAGCGCAGAUGUUGCACUCGGUGCCGGCGGUUUACAGCACCGCAACUUCCCGCCCACAAACACUCACGUCGCGACGGCGCAGCUUCAGCCGAAAGAAAUCUGGACAGUGAGCCAAAAAAAAUCUGUGUCAUUCUCGAAGUAGGAUUACGUGCUCAAAAUCGAACUCCGUACCGAGGGCCUCAUCAACUCCAUGUUCCGGAUGCGCUUCCAGGAUCGGGAACUCCCCGUUCAGGCACUUUACUUUCCAGCCGGAAAACGUCGACCACCCUUCCCGAAUCAAUGGCCAAAUCCUCCAAGACUGUCCUGAUUGACGCCGGAAACGUGACCAUCGUGUUACACUGCUGUCGCGCGUCGAAGCCUCCAUCCGGAACCGUCCAGCCUGGGGUAUUCGGAAGUGACCGGUGGCGUACCGUAUGAAGCAGAAGCUAGUGGAGAAGCGUUAAAUACAAAAAAAGUGUUUUCCUAACAUACUGUUUAAUUAUUUUUUGUAAUAAAUGUAAAAAACCAAGCACAUUUUUCUGAAAUUAUCCCUGUAGUGCUAAAUGUUGUGUAUUCUUGCCAUAAAAGGUUUCUUUUACAAUUAAAAGUAAAAUACUUUUACCAAUACA